AUGCAAGGCAAUGGAGCAGGACCCAUGAUUUGGCUUGCUAUAAGCACCGUUUUGGUCUCCUGUAUGAUUGAUUCUGGAUAUGGAGCAGUUUUUGUACUAACAGCAAUCACUUGCAAAACAUUGCAGUUUGCCGGCUUCCUCUUUGUAGACGAUUCUGAUAACAUUCAUACGGCAAAAGACCCCACCAUCAAGGCCGUUGACAUUCUACAAGAUUUCCAGGACUCCGUGGACUGCUGGGAGGGCCUUCUCCGCAGCACCGGAGGCGGCAUCAACCCUAGAAGAGAUAAAAGCUUCUGGUGUCUGAUCGAUUUUCGAUGGACGGGGACACAGUGGAGGUACUUGACGGCUAAUGAAGCCCCAGGGGAAAUAUCAGUCCGAAGCCCAACACCUGACCAGGAGAGAGUUACCCUUCAACGCAUCGAACCAGGGGAGGCGAAGGUAACCCUGGGAGUGUCUAUUGCCUUUGAUGGAAGCUGGACCGGCGAAACAACCUAUCUCACCAACAAAGCCAAGGAGUACGCCAGCAAACUCAAACCCAGCAGACUCACCAGGCAAGAAGCAUGGUAUUCCAUCACCAACGUCAUUCUGAUGACAAUGAAGUACCCACUCGCAGCCGCCUGGACAUCCGCCACUUGUACGAUGAGAUGCACCUGGAGCACCUGCUUGUCAUUCUGGAUCAGUGUAAUCGGAUCACCCUUACCGGGAGACUCCUGGAAGUAUGCUAUGAGGCCGUCCAACGCGACAUCUGCUUACCUGGACCUAUGA
Molecule: messenger RNA, 765 nt
Organism: Seminavis robusta
Lineage: Eukaryota; Bacillariophyta; Bacillariophyceae; Naviculales; Naviculaceae
Source: the annotation of a GenBank genome assembly